Molecule: messenger RNA, 1507 nt
Organism: Drosophila guanche
Lineage: Eukaryota; Metazoa; Arthropoda; Insecta; Diptera; Drosophilidae
Exons: 6
Coding region: 140-1399 (419 amino acids)
Source: RefSeq, a predicted model, not a curated record
AUCGGGGCAACAGCGGCUGUCACCGUAUCUCGGUGUUCGUACUUUCAAAUCGACUGUCGCCCGGGACUGAUGUCAAUCGGGAGCUGCUCGAAUUAUCACCACGAAGCGCUCCAUCUACCACUAAGGAAAGAGGUCGAACAUGUCUGCGACUACCAAUGGACACGAUGGAGCUACGCCUGCUCCUCCCACCAAUCUGCCAGAAUGGCUGUCAAAAAUCACGCUGGAGAAGGCGGUGAGGGCACAGAUCGGGGACUUUGAGAAAAUCAUCUCCGUUACGCCAGAGCAUGGCAGCAGUGCUGGCGAGAACUACUCCUCCCUGUUCCUCCGGCUGCUGGUGGAUGUGGAGUUGUUUGAUCACACCACCAAGUGUCUGUCCUUUGUGCUUAAGGCAGAGCCCAGCAACGAAGUGAUAGCCGCCAUUCUGAGCAGGCGGAACCUCUUCUACAAGGAGGAACUGAUGUAUCACUCGAUUAUACCAAAGUACGAGCAGCUCUACGAGGAUGUCGGAAAGACUAUUCAGUUUGCCCCCAAGGCCUUCAAGGUAGACCGCGAUCUGGGCGUGGAUUACAUCCUGCUGGAGGACUUGCAGAAGAAGAACUUCAAGAAUGCCAACCGCCUGGCGGGUCUUGAUUUGAUUCACAUGCAAAGGGUUCUGGAGAAGCUGGCCGCCUUCCAUGCGGCCUCCGCGUGCUAUGUGGAGAAGCAUGGCUUGUUCGGGGAAGAAUUCACGGUGGGAGUGUACUGCGAGGCCAAUCGACAGCUGUUGCAGGAGCUCACUGCCUCCGGAGCCUUUCUCUCACAGCUCAAGAAGUGGAAGAACGCUGAGAAGAUAUACGAAAAGUUGGCUGAUAGCGACAACUACUUGGUGGAUCGUCUGUUCGAGGAUCAUCGGUUCAAUGCCAGGGAGUUCAAUGUCCUGAACCAUGGUGAUUGUUGGGCGAAUAAUGUAAUGUUCCAGCACGAUGCUUUUGGCACCAUCAAGGAGACGUUGUUUGUUGACUUUCAAGUAGGAAAGUACGGCAGUCCGGCCAUUGAUCUGUAUUAUCUUAUCUUGUCCUCGGCUGCCCCAGAGCUAAAAACGGCCAAGUUCGACUAUCUGGUGCGAUUCUAUUUUGAUAAUCUAAUCGAAAACCUGAAGCUACUACAAUACCACCGACCCCUGCCCAAGCUCAGGAACAUCCAUGCAGCCCUCUUCCGCCAUGGCUUGGCUGCCUACAUUGUGGUAUCCAAAGUUCUGCCUGUGGUGAUGCUUGACAAAACAAACAAUGCCGAUAUGGAAAGCUUCAUGAAUGAUGCGUCCAAAAUGAAGGUCGCCAUGUAUACGAACCCCAAAUACGUGCAGGUGAUGUCGGAAUUGCUGCCAUGGUUGGAUAACCGAGGCCUGCUCGACUGGAAAUGAUUAUAUUUAGUGUCCAAAAUUAAAGCUGCUAAUAAUGUAUAUUUAAUAAUUAAAUUUCAGUCACAAAUUGUACAGUCUUUGGCAAAAAAACACAAUAGCUACAAAAUA